Molecule: messenger RNA, 1018 nt
Organism: Clarias gariepinus (North African catfish)
Lineage: Eukaryota; Metazoa; Chordata; Actinopteri; Siluriformes; Clariidae
Exons: 6
Coding region: 31-780 (249 amino acids)
Source: RefSeq, a predicted model, not a curated record
CCAACUGUAAAGGCUGUCUCAAGAAUCGGGAUGCUGAAAUUCAGUUUAAUUUUUGUCAGUGUUCUGCAAGCUUCUUUGCUGGCUGGUCAGUACACAUCCUCAAGAGCCUUUACAUCAUCCAUGAACAGCUCCUUGAACACCACUGUGGUGAACCUGCAUCAGCCCAGUAUCUCAUUCAGUGAUGCUGAUAAACAGGAAGUGACCCGGGGUUACAGCUUCUUCAUCAACUGCUCCACUAAACCUCAGUAUCCAGGAGGUUCCUUCCAUUUGGCGCUUAAUGGAUCCAACAUUAGGACUCAGCCAGCUGAUAACCACUCAGCUGUCUUCCUUUUUCCUAAGGCAGAUUUUGUCGAUCAGGGAAACUACAGCUGUACUUAUGAAGUUAAAGUGUCUUCAAGCUCCUUUAAUUCCACUGCCAGUAAAUCCCUGUUCAUCACUGUGAAAGCAUCUCUGAUUCCCUACAUUAGUGCUGGAGGAACAGCAGGACUGCUUCUCAUCUUAGUUUUAGUCAUUAUUUUGUUUGUGAAGAAAAGAAAAAGAGGGAAAUUUCAAGUGGAAUCAAAAGAGGAUACACAGUAUCCCAGAACCACAAGGAGUCUUCAAGGAGAUGCUGAGACAGAUGAUGAUGAAGCUGAUUAUGAAAAUGCUGAAAUAACUUUACAACAGAUGGAGGAUUCAGAGGACUCAGAUAAUGACUAUGUUAAUGUUGGUGGUAAACAAAGGAGUGACAUGAACAACAGUUAUGAGCAUGAGGACAUUUAUGCAAACUGUGUAGCGUAGUGUGGAAAACUACGGAAUUAUCCAAUAUCAACAGUCACGAAACAAUACCAUGGUUAAACUAAAUAAUUUACCAUUGUUAAGAUAUCCUUGUUGUUAAUUAUAUACGUUAUUUAUAGCCAUAACAUUAUUACCACUGACAGGUGAAGUGAGUGCCACUGAUCAUCAGUUAUAUACAGUACCAGUAAAUUGGUGAUAGAAUCAUGGGCACCCAAGACUCACCUCAGAGACCAAAGACCAG